AUGUCCCAGCCACAUAAUAGAGACCUGCAAGCAGUGCCAAAGGAAGAGGAAGUUUUCCUGGACUAUCUCCUAAAAGUUAGACAGAAUCUGUCAGAUUUAAAGCAGAAUAGAUCGCAAUUUCUAAAUUCAAAAGAUAUUCAAUUUACUUAUCAACGUGUUUUGACCAAAGUUAGAGAGCUGGAUGAAAUUAGAAGACAGAAACAUGGAAAUUCUCAGGAAACUGAAAUUAAGACUUUCGUUCAUAGUCCAGAAUUACAUAAUAGAGUCGAUAACGUUCUUGAUGACGUUUUCCAGUUAUUAUCCCUGUGUUUCAUCACUUGCGGUUUGAAAAAUUCUGCUCCUGCCACAUAUGCGUCUUUGUCCACCGUACAAUCUUUAUUAGAACAUCUUAUUGAAUCAAAAAUCUAUACUCAUCAUGAUUUGAAACCUAUAAAGGAACGUCUGGAUGAAAUUGCAAAGAUCGUAGAUCAAAACUGUGAAAGUAACACCUAUCAAGACGCUUCAACUUUGGAUGAUGACGAUAAUGAAGUCUCAAGGAUUGAUAAUGAGAGAAAUAAAAAUAAAAUUGAGCAAAAUUUACUGUUACAGGCAAAAUUAAACCAUUGUCUACAUGAAUAUAAUUACAUUGAAUCACAAUUAGAAGAGGUGGAUCCAAGUUCAAAUUCAUUAGUCGAAAAAUUAUUUCAAAUUAGAAGAAAUUUAGUCUCCUUAGUUGAAAUUUCAAAAUCAAAUACUGGUGUUCAGGAUCAAAUUGAUAAAAAGCUGAAGCAUUUACAGUUACAAUUAAAUGAAAUUGAAAACAAUCGUGACCCUGACGGUAAUUUUGUGUCUAUUGAAAGCGGUAACCCAAUUAUAAAAGGUUCUAACGUCUUAAAUGGUCUUUCUGACGACUGUCACGAUUUAAUCUCCGAUUUAACGCAUCAUACAAAGACUUUCUUAGACCCUGAUUUACAAAAUGUGUAUGAUAACUUAAUUGACGUUAAGGGAUCUCUGGAAAAUUUGAUGGUAACAAGAAGAUGGACAUUAAGAGAAACUGAUUUAUUCUCUUACUUGAAAAAAUUAAAUGAAAUUGAUAAUUUAAGAGUAGAUGGUAAAUUUCCAACAAAAUCAGGCAGUACAAAAGGUCAAGCAAUUCUUCUGUAUCUUCUAAGAAGAUGUUAUACCUUGAUUUAUAAACUUUUGGAAAGUUCAGAACCAGUUUCUGAAGCAUUACAACCAAUACAUAAUCAAUUAUCGACUGUUCGUCGUUGUUUAUUGGAUUUGAAAAGAAUGGGUGGUGUUAACAACGAAAGAGAACUUUAUCCAUAUCAAAUGAAGUUAGCAUCUUUGGAUAAUUUACGUAAAGACGGUAAAUUUUAUGAUUCCAAGGGUAAUAUUCCAGAAGGUCAAGGUAUAUUAAAUGCAUUGUUAGCUGGCUGUUUUGAUAUUCUACAUGAAUUAAAAAUUGAAGCUGAAGAACAUGAAGAAGAUGAUGAAGGCGACAAUAACGAUGAUGACGAUGAUGAUGAACACAAGGAUGAAAGUGAUGCGCACUAA
This is a messenger RNA of Kazachstania africana CBS 2517, 1536 nucleotides long. RefSeq names its product Cub1p (gene CUB1). The transcript has a single exon. The record is from RefSeq and is a predicted model, not a curated record. Bases 1 to 1536 code for a protein of 511 amino acids. Gene Ontology annotation, cellular component: nucleus; cytoplasm. NCBI's taxonomy places the organism in Eukaryota, Fungi, Ascomycota, Saccharomycetes, Saccharomycetales, Saccharomycetaceae.